UAAGAUCGAGCUAUGUGGUGUUAUUGGUUGUAAAAAAACCAUUUUUUUCACUUCCUGUACUGUUUAUAAGCUGACCCUUUUGUUGGGGUGCUCUUUGCUAUUGAUAAGACCAAUUUUUCAUUUGAAUUUGUUGGUAUUUAUCAGAAUUUUCUGGUUCUUGAUUUUUUUUCUGAGUUUAUGUUUGAAUCAAGGAGUGUGAUGUUUUGGUGAGAAGGGUGAAUGUUUUUGAUCUUUAAUUGGGAAAGUUAAUGUUUGAUAUUGGUGACUGUUCUGUGUGUGAACAGAGUUAUAAGAGUUUAUUUAGUGUAUUGGGAAAUUGGAUCGAUUAGUUUCUUGGAAUUCCUUGGAUGUUGGAGAAUAGAUUGACUUGACUGUGAAUCAGUGAUUGUGACAGUUGAUACUUUUGGGAUCUGAAAUUGAGGAAAAUUUAUUGGCUAAACAUUGCUGGUGAGUUGGUGAUUUUGGUUCAGAAAAAAAAAAUUGAUGGUAUCUACAGGAAUGGCUGAUCAGGAUCAAAGUGGAGAAAGUGGGGUGGACUCGAUCCAUUCCAGCAGGAAUCGAAUUUCAUCAGAUGUGGGAGCAUCAUCAACAAGGAGCAGCCAGCUGAAAGAGCAAGUUGCUUCUGCAGAUGAAUAUGCUCUCAAGGUCAGGAAACCAUACACCAUUACAAAGCAAAGGGAACGGUGGACAGAAGAAGAGCAUAAAAAGUUCCUUGAGGCUUUAAAACUGUAUGGUAGGGCAUGGAGGCGUAUAGAAGAGCAUGUGGGUACAAAGACUGCAGUACAGAUAAGAAGCCAUGCUCAGAAGUUUUUCUCAAAGGUUGUUCGUGAAUCGAAUAGUGGUGAUGCAAGCUCUGUGAAGCCAAUUGAGAUUCCUCCUCCUCGGCCUAAAAGAAAACCAGUGCACCCUUAUCCACGUAAAUUGGCUAUUCCAGUUAAAAGUGGAACCCUAGUCCCCGAGAAAUCGACGAGGUCUCUCUCACCUAAUAUGUCUACGUCUGAACAAGAGAACCAGUCUCCGACUUCUGUGUUGUCUGCACAUGGUUCAGAUGCACUUGGCAGUGGUAGCGCAUCACCUGUUUCAUCAGCUGGUGGUGGAAAUUCUGGUGGUUUUGUACUUUCUGAAACACCGAAUUCCAUCCUGGAAGAUAGCUCUUUGCCUGCCCAAGCAAAUGCUAGUACAAAUCCGGAGAACCAGGCUUGCGUGAAACUAGAGUUGUUUCCCCAAGAUGACGAUUUUGUUAAAGAAGGCUCAGCUGAGACGACUUCUACUCAAUGUCUGAAGCUAUUUGGUAAAACUGUGCUAUUUUCCGAAUCUCAGAAACGUUUCAGUCCAACUUCUGGGACGUGCAAAAUAGAGAAAGACAUGAAUGAUGAAGCAGCAUUGCCAGCAGUUUCUUGGAACGUAACACCAAUGAAAUUUACUGCUGCUUCUGAUUCAGAAUGUGCGUCAAGUACCUUAAAUCUUGGAACCCCCGCACCAUUUUAUUGCUUGCCAUCACAAAAUGAAAACCAAUGGCCUACCAGAUGUGCUUCUUCCGCUUUUAUGCCAUGGGGAUCAUCAUGUGCAUCAUCUGCGUCAUUUUCUUGCAUUCAAGUGCUUAACCCAAUCCCAGUAAAGGGGCGUCCAAUCUUCAAUGACAAAGAUAUGGAAGAUAAACAAAAUCAGAAAGAAGGAUCUUCCACUGGCUCCAACACUGAACCAGUAAGUGCAGAAAUGGGAGGAGAUAAUAAGAACAUGGAUGUCGAAGCUCAGAGUAGUGGAAAAGACCUGUCCUCCUUUAGACCUAAUGAAACCCCUAGCUUGGCGCGAAGAGCGAGUUCCACCAAGCGCAUUAAGGGUUUCGUUCCUUACAAGAGAUGCUUAGCCGAAAGCGGCAUCAACUGCUCAAUGCUAAGUGGCGAGGAAAGCGAAGAGCAACGAACCCGCCUUUGCUUGUAGCUGGUCUCCUCCUGUUGUUUGCUUUAGCUCUGGUUACAUUUAACAGCGUAGCUUUUCCAGUAACAGGGUGAGCAUCUGAUUUAGGUUCCAUAUAAUUCUAAAAUUUCAGUUGCGUUAAUGACUGGACAAAGUGAAGCAAUAUAGCGACAUUAAAUGUAGCUCUUCCUUGUAGCUUUUGCAGAAGCUGAGAAGUAUAUCUCUUGUCUAUCUUGUUUCUCCAACCUCAAUAUUUUCAGAUGUCAAAUAUUGUAACUACAUGUUCAUGAGCUUCUGCUCCGCUAGAACUACAAUUUUCAUCAAAGAUCGUUACUAUUGCAAGUGUUCAGCUGAAAGGCUUGUUGUGCAAGAGAUGGCAUUUACCUUGAGGAUGAGAUCAGACAAGAGUUUUGCACGCUCUUUUGAAGCAAUGAUUGGUACAAGCCAGUUGUUUCUACAGUUCACUUUCAUCAGUGCUGAUUUUUUCAAUAACAGGGUGAGCAUCUGAUCUGAUUUAGGUUCUGUAUAGUCCUAGAAUAUCUGGCAUUCUAAUUUUGCCCUCAAUUGUUCAAAUAUGUUUUCAUGAACUUUUAGUGUUGUAACUUCUUGGUGAUGAGCUUUUGCUCAUGUAAUACUUUCCAUGUUGUCUGAAGCU
Lycium ferocissimum is the source of this 2572-nucleotide messenger RNA. RefSeq names its product protein REVEILLE 1-like. The transcript has 7 exons. Bases 484 to 1941 code for a protein of 485 amino acids. Gene Ontology annotation, molecular function: DNA binding. NCBI's taxonomy places the organism in Eukaryota, Viridiplantae, Streptophyta, Magnoliopsida, Solanales, Solanaceae. The record is from RefSeq and is a predicted model, not a curated record.